Salpingoeca rosetta is the source of this 1771-nucleotide messenger RNA. RefSeq lists its product as uncharacterized. Bases 33 to 1721 code for a protein of 562 amino acids. The transcript is spliced from 15 exons. Lineage: Eukaryota; Choanoflagellata; Craspedida; Salpingoecidae. The record is from RefSeq and is a predicted model, not a curated record.
CAUCAAUUCUCCACAAUCCAAUUGAAAAAGGGAUGAUGAUGAUGAUGAGGCUGCUUGGAGUUGCUCUUGUGGUGGGAGUAAUGGCUGUGGCAGCACUGCCAGCACCUGCUGCUGCGACUGCUGCUGCUGCUGCUGUUCGGACGAUUGGUGGUGAUGAUGAUGCUGCUGCACCUCCGAGCAACCAGCCACCGCACAUUCUCAUGGUGCUCGUUGACGAUCUCGGCUGGGCAGACGUUGGUUAUCACCGAUCAGGCCCACACAAGAGCGAUAUCCAAACCCCCACCAUUGACAAGCUCGUUUCCCAAGGCAUCGCACUGGAGCGUCACUACGUGCACAAAGUGUGCUCUCCUACUCGUGCCAGUUUCCAGAGCGGGCGCCUGCCUGUUCACGGCAUUGAUGGCCAGGUGGUGCUGUGCGCCCCUCGUGCCGGCAUUCCCGAGAACAUGACAACCGUCGCCCAACACCUGAACAAGGCCGGCUAUGCAAGCCACUUUGUUGGCAAGUGGGACGUUGGAAUGGCCACACCGUCACACACCCCGCACGGCCGCGGAUACAACACCUCGCUCAACUACUUUGGCCACGCCAACUGGAUGUGGAACCAGGAUGAGUGGCAGGGAUCGCAGAACAACGUCAGCCACCGUCCGCCCUGCAAGGCACCAGACUGCUUCAAGGAUUUUUGGGACACAGACAGGCCAGCGCACAACCUGAGUGGCACGCUGUAUGAGGAGCAGUUAUUUGUGCAACGAAUCACAGAUAUUAUUGAGGCGCACGACCCGAGCCAGCCGCUCUUCCUCACCUACGCAUCAAAGGUUGCGCACUACCCACUGCAAGCGCCAAUUGAAUACCAGCAGCAGUUUGCCAACAUCGAACCCCCGUCCCGUCGCGUCUACCACGCCAUGGUGAAGUAUCUUGACGACAACCUGUACUACAUCACGACGCUGAUGCAGAAGAAGGGCAUGUGGAACAACACGCUCAUGGUCUUCUCCAGCGACAACGGCGGGCCCGUCAUGGCCUUUGACGGCGACUGCGACGCAAGCCACCCGUCGCGCGGGUACAUGUGCUACAACGGCGAGGCCGGCGCAAACAACUACCCGCUCAGGGGCGGGAAAUACUCGUUCUUCGAGGGCGGCAUUCGCGUGAACGCGUUUGUGUCUGGCGGUCUCAUCCCCGCUGAUCAGCGCGGAUCAAACAGAACAGGCAUCAUGCACAUCGCAGACUGGUACGCCACCUUCUGUGCGCUGGCCGGCGUCGACCCAACGGACCACAGGGCAGCAGCCGCCAAUCUCCCGCCCAUCGACUCGCACAACAUGUGGCCGUACCUCGCUGGCCAGGCACGCUUCUCCCCGCGCGACACUGUCCUCGUCGACAGGGAUGUCCUCGUCUUUGGCGAUUACAAGCUGCUGCUUGGCGCGUCCAACCCCAUGGCAAACUGGAGCGGCCCCGCGUACCCAAACGCCACCACCGCCACCAGCCCCAUCAGCCGCUACACACUCAACUGCUCAGACCCAGGUUGUCUCUUCAACGUGGUGGAGGACCCUGAAGAGCGACACGAUUUGGCCGAGGAGAAGCCAGACAUUCUCAAACUUAUGAAGUUCACGCUCACAGAGCUCGCCAAGUCAAUCUUCCCAUACAACCCAGGUCCGGUUGAUCCGCAGUGCAUGAAGACGGCAGAGACGAAAUACGACGGCUUCUACGGGCCCUGGCUCAACCUCGAUGGCUGAUGAAUGGUGAUGAUGACUGGUGAUGCUGAUGAUGAUGAUGAAUGGUGAUG